AUGAAUAUUGAAUGUAGAAAACCAAAAAUGAUUAUUACACAACACACCAUGAAGGCCAUAACGGCCAUCUUUGACAACACCACCUCUACCUCUCAAUUUUGGUGCUUCUGGUUCAUCAUUGCCUUCCUCCUCCAUCUCUUCCUCAAAAAACAUCUCCCAAAACCUAAACCCUCAUCUCUGGGUGGUCCCACGCCGCCCCCGAGCCCACCGGCCCUCCCUCUCAUCGGUCACCUCCACCUCCUCACCCCUGUUCUCGUCACCUCCUUCCAAGCCCUAGCUCGUCGUUAUGGUCCCCUCAUCGAGCUCCGACUGGGCGCAUCAAAGUGUGUCGUUGUCUCAAACGCUGCAGUUGCCAAAGAGAUCCUAAAAACUCACGAACACAACUUCCUCUCCCGACCGGAGUUCGGCGCUUCCGAGUAUUUCAUUUAUCGAGGGUCGAGAUUUGUCAUGGCCCAAUACGGACCCUAUUGGCGAUUCAUGAAGAAGCUAACCAUGACACGGCUUCUGUCGCCGCCGCAGCUAGCGGUCUCGACCGCUAUCCGCAGCGACGAGAUAGCGAAACUCAUGGAAAGAAUAGAGGGAAAUUCAAGAGAAAAUAAGCCCAUAGAUAUGAGAUUGGAGUUUACUACUUUGACAAACAAUAUCAUAUCAAGGAUGGUUUUGAGCACAAGGUGUUGUGGAGGAAAAGAUGAGGCUCAAGAGAUUAAGGAUUUGGCUUGGAGGAUUAAUAUGCUGGCUGGGAAAUUGAGUUUGGGGGAUAUUUUGGGACCUUUGAAAGUGUUUGAUUUCUCUGGAAAUGGAAAAAAGUUUGUGAAAACUUUGAAGAGAUUUGAUGAGUUGGUAGAGAAGAUAAUGAAGGAACAUGAAGCUGCCAAUAAUGGUGAUGGGGAUGAAGAAAGAAGAAGAGACUUGUUGGAUAUCUUGCUAGAAAUUUACAAAGAUCCAAAUGCUGAGAUGAAGAUAACCAAAAACGAUAUCAAAUCGUUCUUGCUUGACCUUUUUAUGGCAGGCACCGACACGACUGCGACGGCAAUAUUAUGGGCAAUGGGGGAGCUCCUAAAUCGUCGGGAAUCACUCCAAGAGCUAAGAAAAGAAAUAACUUCAGUGAUUGGAAACAAGAAGAUGGUCGAAGAAUCUGAUCUCCCCAACCUCCCAUAUCUCCGAGCAGUGGUCAACGAAACGUUGCGUCUCCACCCGUCAGCGCCAAUCAUCAUUAGGGAAUGUCUAGAUGACUGCAACAUCAACGGCUUAUUAAUCAAGGCCAAAACUCGGGUCUUGGUCAACGCAUACGCCGUCAUGAAAGACCCAGAGUCGUGGUCAGACCCCGACAAGUUCUUGCCAGAGAGGUUUCUGAAAGGCUCCCUCGACAAUAUCGGCACCCACCGGAUGGAAAUGAAAGGGCAAAAUUUCCGGUACAUUCCGUUUGGUAGUGGAAAGAGAGGCUGUCCUGGAGCUUCCCUUGCAUUGCUAGUUUUUCCAUGUGCAAUUGCCACCAUGGUGCAACGCUUUGAUUGGAAGACAAGUGGGGACGGUAGCGGCAACAUUGAUUUGACUCCUGGGUCAGGAUUUGCUGCAGAGAUGGCCACGCCGCUCUUUUGUUAUGCGAACCCCAUUCAUGGUAGUGAUUAAGAAGACGACAAUAUUUAUAUUUUGUAUUGCUCAGUAUUAAACAAGUUUAAGUGCAUUAUGAAUUUAAAUGUUUUAUGAAGUGCUUUGUAUUAGAUGAGGUAAUUUGCUUUCUUUCUAUUGGUACAAGCAUAUGAUUGUAUAUAUAUACCAAUAAAUUCUCUUACCAAAAGU
This is a messenger RNA of Benincasa hispida (wax gourd), 1800 nucleotides long. RefSeq names its product 3,9-dihydroxypterocarpan 6A-monooxygenase. The record is from RefSeq and is a predicted model, not a curated record. Gene Ontology annotation, cellular component: membrane. NCBI's taxonomy places the organism in Eukaryota, Viridiplantae, Streptophyta, Magnoliopsida, Cucurbitales, Cucurbitaceae. Gene Ontology annotation, molecular function: oxidoreductase activity, acting on paired donors, with incorporation or reduction of molecular oxygen, NAD(P)H as one donor, and incorporation of one atom of oxygen; heme binding; iron ion binding.